Molecule: messenger RNA, 2091 nt
Organism: Phialemonium atrogriseum
Lineage: Eukaryota; Fungi; Ascomycota; Sordariomycetes; Cephalothecales; Cephalothecaceae
Product: T-complex protein 1 subunit epsilon
Exons: 5
Coding region: 129-1781 (550 amino acids)
Biological process (GO): protein folding
Cellular component (GO): chaperonin-containing T-complex
Molecular function (GO): ATP binding; ATP-dependent protein folding chaperone; ATP hydrolysis activity
Source: RefSeq, a predicted model, not a curated record
CAGCUCGCGCCUCACAAUAACAAUCUUGGCUUCCAUGGUCAGAGGAUAUUCUAUAUCUAGCCUCUUACGUGGAUAGAAAUCCCGUACAAUCCUCUUGUUCUCUCCAAUUCCCGGAAAUCCUGCCCAAAAUGGCGAUGAAUCUAGAUUUGUCGAACGCUUCGAUGAUGAGGGAUGAGCAGGGAAGACCCUUCAUCAUUGUCAGAGAUCAAGGCAAGAAGAAGCGGCAGUUCGGUAACGAGGCUGUCAAGUCACACAUCCUUGCUGCACGUACGGUCGCAAAUAUCGUAAAGACCUCGCUCGGCCCGCGGGGCCUUGACAAGAUCCUCAUUUCACCCGACGGCGACAUCACAGUGACCAACGAUGGCGCAACGAUCCUGCAACAGAUGGAGAUUACGAACCACGUAGCGAAGUUGUUGGUCGAGCUGUCCAAGUCGCAGGACGACGAGAUUGGCGACGGCACCACUGGCGUCGUCGUUCUUGCCGGUGCCCUGCUGGAGCAAGCAGCAGAGCUCAUCGACAAGGGUAUCCACCCCAUCCGAAUUGCAGAUGGGUACGAUCAGGCUUGCGACAUUGCGGUGGCCGAGCUGGACAGGAUCUCAGAUGUGGUCGAGUUCGACAGGGAAGACACUGCGAAUUUGGUCAAGGUUGCGCGGACAAGUUUAGGGAGCAAGAUCGUUUCCAAAGCCUACGAUCUGUUUGCGAACAUAGCCGUCGACGCAGUGCUCUCCGUCGCCGACUUGGAGCGAAAAGAUGUCGACUUCGAACUAAUCAAGGUCGACGGGAAGGUCGGCGGCGCGUUGGAGGAUACCCUUUUGGUCAAGGGUGUAAUAGUCGACAAGGACUUCUCACACCCUCAAAUGCCGUCCGAGGUUCGCGACGCAAAGAUCGCCAUCUUGACCUGCGCGUUCGAGCCGCCGAAGCCAAAGACCAAGCAUAGGCUCGAGAUUACAGGCGUCGAGGAGUUCAAGAAGCUGCAGAACUACGAGCGGGAGAAGUUCAUCGAGAUGAUUCAGCAAAUAAAGGCCACCGGCGCAAACCUGGCGAUCUGUCAAUGGGGUUUCGACGACGAGGCGAACCACCUUCUCCUGCAGAACGAACUCCCCGCCGUGAGGUGGGUUGGUGGCCCGGAGAUUGAGCUGAUUGCCAUCGCUACAAAUGGCAGGAUAGUUCCGCGAUUUGAGGACCUUAGCGCGGCGAAGCUGGGCAAGGCGGGCAUCGUCCGAGAGAUGACCUUUGGUACUACAAGGGAGAAGAUGCUUGUCAUUGAGGAGUGUGCAAACACGCGGGCGGUGACCGUCUUCAUCCGGGGUAGCAAUAAGAUGAUCAUCGACGAGGCCAAGCGCUCCCUCCACGAUGCGCUCUGCGUCGUGCGGAACCUGGUCCGGGACAACCGUGUCGUCUACGGCGGCGGCGCUGCCGAGAUCGCCUGCAGCCUGGCGGUCGAGGAUGCCGCCGUCAAGACCCCCGGCCUCGAGCAGUACGCCAUGCGCGCCUUCUCCGAGGCCCUCGACGGCAUCCCCAUGGCACUCGCCGAGAACAGUGGUCUGAACCCGAUCGCAACGCUGGCCGAGAUCAAGAGCCAGCAGGUCAAGUCGCCAAACGGCCGCGGCCGCAAGGGCGUUGACUGCAUGGGCAGUGGAAGCAACGACAUGAAGGAGGCGUUCGUGAUCGACCCACUGAUUGGAAAGAAGCAGCAGCUCAUGCUUGCCACGCAGCUCUGCCGCAUGGUGCUGAAGGUGAACAACGUGAUCGUGGCGGGCACGGAUGAGAAUGACUUCUAGACCUUACGUUGCGAGGUAUUUAGGGGGGCGUCAUGAUAAAAAAAGCACCCUGUGUAUGGCUUAAUGGAUUUACUACCAUAGACAUGUACAACGCAGAAGGGGAUCCGAGAGCCGGUCAAGGUCCCAUCAUAACUGCGGCUAUGUUUUGCGAUGUGAUGCUCCUCCGCCCUCGACGCUGACACAGAACUCUAUGUCACGCCUGAACGGUGAUUAUAUAAGACAUUCAUGGCCUGCUAGGAUUCUAUUGCAGACGCCUUUUUUUGCCAGACACGCCUUGCCGAUACCCGAGUAUAUAUCCACAAUAGAAAUA